Closterium sp. Yama58-4 is the source of this 3486-nucleotide messenger RNA. NCBI's taxonomy places the organism in Eukaryota, Viridiplantae, Streptophyta, Zygnematophyceae, Desmidiales, Closteriaceae. The record is from the annotation of a GenBank genome assembly.
AUGUCGAUACAGACCGACCAUGAGGGUGGGGCCAGAUCUAGGGCUACUAAAGCGGCCGCCGCGCAAACCAACCAAAGGAAACGUGCGGCGGGGAAGAAGGCUGAGGUUGGAACGAAGAAGUCCGGGAAGAAGGCGGAGGACAAGGGGAAGCAACCAACGGCACGCAAGCGUGUUUCGGCCGUGAAGAGCGAUGCGGGUGUUGCCACUGCUGCCCUCGAGCCCGGUCCUUCCGACGACGGCACCAUCGGCGGGAACGAAGACCCUGGGCGUGGCGGCGUGAGUGUUGCCGUCCGGCCGGGGGACAGAGAGGGCUUGGCGACUGGAGGAAAGCACGGCGAGGCUCCCGGCGACGACCAGGCCGCAACUGUGGUGUCCGUGGCAGAGGCAUCACAGCAGCAUAUGACGCUGCUCCCCCCGCCCGUGGUCGAAGUAUCUGCUGCAGUGAUAGAUAAGGAGAAGAAUGCUGCGCACGAUUGCACGGAGGAGCCGAAACACGACAUUGCCGACGUCGGUGGAUCUCCUCCCUCUGGGGGUCGCGGAAGGCGUAGGCAGAGGAAGAGCGAUGGGGAGGAGGAGUAUGACACCCCCGUGGCCGAGGACAUCCCCAUACGCGCAAAGAGGAGGCAGACGACAGCCAGCGGUGACGACGCCGGUGGUGCUGAAGUUGGGACAACGCGAGGCACCACGGAGCCAAGUGGCUUGGCGACAGAUCAUGCUUUGCGGCAAAAGGGCCGACCCGGUCCGCGGAAACCAUCUAGCGGACGGGGGGGCAAGCAAGCCUUGGGGGGGAAGAGGCCGAAGCGCGGCAAAGAAGGCCCUGGUGAAGCGGAUGUUGAGGACGAGGGGGAUGGGGAGGAGGAGGCCGAGGAGGAUGCGGAGGAGGAGGACGAGGAUGCAGGGGAGGAAGAAAAGGACGAGGAUGAGCAGGAGGACGACGAUGAUGAGGAGGAGGAGGAGGAUGAGGAUGGCGACGAGGGGAAGGAGAAGGAGGACGAUGAGGAUGAGGAUGAGGACGAGGAGGAGGACGAUGAGGGGGAUGACGAGCCUGAGGAGGAAAAGAGUGAGGAGGAGGAGGAGGAGGAGGAGGAGGAGGAGGAGGAUGAGGAGGAGGAGGAGGAGGAGGAGGAAGAGGAGGAGGAUGAUGGUGAGGAGGAGGAUGAGGAGGAGGAGGACGACAUGGAGGAAGAGGAGGUGGAGGAAGGGGCGGAUGAGGAAGAGGAGGAGGAGGAGGAGCCGGCAGGGAAAGGACGGGGCGCGCGAGGCAGACGGGGGAGUGGCACAGGGAAGGUGGGGGGCCGGUCUGGUCAAUCCCGGAAACGCGGGGCGGUUGACGCAAUGCGUGGCGGCCCAGCGGGCAAAUCGAAGGCGCGUAAAGUGAAGGUCGAAACUGACCGGGGUGGAAGGAAGCAAGGGAGACAGGGUGGGGCAGGCGAUGGAGAAGGAAAGGGAAGGCGCGCGAAAGGGGUACCUGUAGGUUCGGCAAAGAAGGAACCUGCCCGUAAACGAGGCAGCACCCGCCGAAGCACACCGCGGAAAGGGGGCAACGAUAAGGAGCAGGCAGCAAAACCGAAGGGACAGCAACGAGGGAAGGAGAAGGUUGACGAAUCGGCUAAACCGGCCCCCCGUGUUACAGGCAUUGGGCCACCGGUAAGCGUGCAACGGAUGCAGCUAACGAAAGGGGCCGGAAGAGCGAGUGUGGCACCGCUAUCCACAGGAGCACCAAGGUUCUUCACGCCAUACUCCGGCCCGAGCAAAGUCGCUGCGACUGCACCCGGCGCGGCUACAGGAGAGGAAUCCGAAUCCCCUCCACCAGCCCCCGUCACGCACUCCCCACUCGCCUCUCCCUCUUACCCAUUUCGGCCACUACACGCUUCUCCUGUCCGGGGCAGGGCGGUCUCCCCCCUCGCUGGUCCAUCGCGCGGGCAUCAACCAAGCACUUCUGCCAAUCCCUUCCCUGAGCCUCCCUUUCCCCGCCAGCGUGAUAGUGUGAGGGCACACGGGGCUGCUGCUGAAGACGUUGAUCCCCUUGGCCAGAGAGGGGUUUCUACACACCCUUUUCCGGAUGUCAUGGAUGCGCUGGGCGAAGGUGCAGAGCAUGGGCAGUUUGUUACACGAGACGAGUUCCAGCAGCUACGGUCUGAGAUGUACGCCAUGUUUGCUCAGCUCGGCCUGCGUCGUGGAGCAACUGCCAGCUAUGCCGGGGGGACUGCAGUGGUGCCUAUGGCUGGUACCCCGCCGCCGAUGAGUGCCGUGGACAGGGCACGUGUGCUUGUGCUUCGGGAGACCAACCCAUUCCCGAGCAAAGCCUACUUAGUGUGCUCUCAGCUCCUGUUUCUGAACCCCCCGGAGAAAAUUCAGUAUUACCCUGCACCGGAGGAAGUGUUCGAGGCCUUCGCUGUCCACUUGUCUGCCGAGGGGCUAGAGUCAAUGAAGCUGCUGUGGUUGCACAACGACAAGUCAACCAUGGGUGUUUUCAACCACCAGAUGUCAUCAACCAGGUCAACAAUCAACACCACCCUCAGGCCAGCAACGUACGCCGGCAUGGGUCUCUCCGAUUACGCCAAUGCGGUGGAUUGCCUGCCCACUGAGCUACACCCAAAGAAGUGGUUCAACGACGAGCAACUCCUGGCGGAGUACAGAGAUGAACAGUGGGCCCUCAACUGGCACUUUGACAAGGCCACCGGAACACCCUUCAGCAACCCCUUGUUUGCUUAUGCGUUCAAGCUCUCCUUCAAGAGGAGCGGGGUCGUGUUCACCAAGUUCAAGAGCCGCAUGGUGGCAUGGGGCCUGUUUUCGCUGGAGCAUAUACCCGUUACCCCCCCUCAUACACCAUCCACCCAACCCUACACCACAUUGCAGAUCGAGUGGCCCCUUCUGCAGGACAAGCGCCGCAAGCGAAUUCCGGCCCAGCCGGAACAAAACAGGCCGGACUACUUCGAAUGGUGUGACAAGGUCAAACAGAUGAUACACUUUGCCGUCGUGGAGCGACGCAUCCCACACGAUCCAGCUUCCCGAACAAGUUCCUCUUCCCGAACAAGUUCCUCAUCGACGAUGGCGACCUUGGAGAUGUUGCAGCAGAUUGAGUCGGGAUGGGUUCCUGCCGCUGGCAGAACGCCGUCGCCGGCAUCUAGGGAGAGGCUAACGGCGGCAUGGUCGGAGAAGGAGGUGAAAAGCGCUUUUCGCGCGAUGGCGAAGAAUAAGGCCCCGGGGAGCGACGGGUUGCCGAAGGAGAUGUUUGAAGAGCACUGGGACGUGUUGGGUAAGCACUUCAUGGCGCUGGUGGAGUGUUUCACCGAGUCGGCAGAGCUUCCUGCAAGCACAAAGAGCGCUGUUACUAUUCUGUUACACAAAAAAGGUGGAAGAGAUGCGGUUGAGAACUAUCGCCCCAUCACGCUCCUGAGCUUCAGUUACAAGGUAUUUGUCAAUGGGAGUUGGGUGUUGGCCCCGUCCUCGCUUGGGCGGAGCCGACUUCGUGGUCGGGUGUAG